UAAAGGCAAACAUGUCAGAGAAGGUAGACCUACUUCCUCCCUCAGCAUUUGGUACAGCAGCUGGGAAUGAUGGCUGGAAAGAACUGGCUGAAGCAACAAAGGAAGUUCUUCAGCUCAAACUGGAGAACCAGAGACUCAAGGAAGCCCCAAACGUGCCUAUUAUAAUGCCAGCCCCAGUUCAGGAUAUUCGAGUAACUGAAGAACACAAACACAUUCCUGAUAUGGAUAGGCGUUACAUUGACGAGUUGCUCAUGAAACAAGCUGCAGAGAUUGGUGACCUUAAGAAAGAACUGCAGCAUGUCAAGGUCACACAUCGUGAGGAGGUCGCCAAGUUAGAACGAGAGUAUGCCAUCACUGAAAAAAAGUCCAUACAAGAAGUUGCCUCCUUGCAAGCUGAGCUUAAAGGUCAAGAGGACAGAUACAACUCACAGAUAAGUCGUCUCAGUUAUGACCAUGAAGGAGAGAAAGAAGAGAUGAAUAAGGUGAUGCGAGAACUUAAAGAUGAACUCAACACUCUUGGAAAGCGGUCAUCUACACGAGUGUCUGACCUUGAGUCACAGCUGAAGGCCAGUGAGGACAAUCUCUGUGUCACCAAAGUCACCUUGGAGAAAGAAUUACGGUCCAAAGAGUUCACUGUAGAGAAUCUACAGAGACAGAUCACUCAACUUAAGAAUUAUAUAGGGGACUCUGAGCGUACUCAUAAACCUGUAGAGGUCUGGAAGAAAGAGAAUGACACACUACGUAACAAAAUACAGAUUUGUGAAGCAGACCGUGAAAAUCUUCAGUCCAAUCUCCAGCUCCUCAACAUUCGUUUGUCUUCACUUAAUGAGAUCCUUAGCCUACAGGAAGUGGAACUCUCCCGGACAACAAAGGAGAAGAUGGAUAAAGACCAGAAGGAAAAUCUACUUACCAGGUGGCGAGAAAAAGUAUUCACUCUUCUCGUUCAACAAAAGUCUUCAGAGAUGAUGCAGAAAAAAAAUGACUACAACUGGAAAGAAAAGCUUUCUGACCUCCAGGACCAGCUGAUGUCUGUCAGUAACCAGAAGGAAGUUCUAGCUCACUCCCUGUCUGACAUCAAGGCACAGCUCGAUAUAGAAACCAACAAUAACAAGAAGCUGCAGCAGGAGGCAGAAGAGACACAGAAGGUGGCCGUCGUGCUCGAUCAGCAGCUCUCUCAGGACCGCGAGUCAAUGGACAGUCUGGUUAACUUCUCACAGAGUGUUAUCUCUGCCAUGGAUGCAAAGCUUCAACCGCUUACAGCAGCCCUAGUAACACUCCAAAGAUAUGGUCAGCGGGUCAGUUUCGCCAGUGGACGUGUUGAGAUGUUACAAGGUCUGUAUGCCCGCCGUGAUGCUCUGCUACAGAGAAAGACUGAAGAAAUGGAAAAACAGACUGGGGAGAAAGAAGGGGAGACAAUUAUAUCAGACAGUGUAACUCAUAUACAAGAGGAGCUAGAUCGUGUGACCAAGGAGCGUGACACAUUGGCAGUUCAGCUGCGACAAGACAGUCAGACCUGGGACGAGCGUGUACAGGCGGCCACAGCAACAUAUCAGGAAGAAAUUACCAGUCUGAGGAAGACUAUUGAGGACCUGGAAUAUAUCACACAGGAAAAAUCUCAGAGGAUGACAGAGCUUAGUGAAAGGUGUGAGCUGCAACAGAUAGAGCUGGAGGAGGCAUCAGAGAAGGUUGAGGCACUAAAGAUGGCACUGGCCCACCAGGAGAUUCAGUCCACACAAGCCUUGUCAGAGCAAAAAACAUCGAUGCAGACAGAAACAGCUGAAGAAUUAGCUGAUUUAAACCGCAAACUUGAUGACGCUCGACGAGAACACACAAAAGCAGUUGUUGCACUAAGACAGUUAGAACGUCAGACCAACAGAGAGAAGGAGCGGUCAGCAGAGCAUCUGGCCACUGUAGAGGCACAUUACACCAAACAUGUUGGUCAGUUACAGCAGCAACUACAGGCACUGGAGAAAGACAGGAACCUGAUGAUGGCCACUCUGAGACAAGAAGGACUCAUUGGAAAGGUCAAGGCCACAAGGUCAGAGCCAGUCACACUUGAGGCUGAGGAAUCUGUUACACAGAGGAAGUCUGUGGUCUCACCACCAACACUGGAGGGACCAGCAAAUAGAGAAACAACAGAUGAACCUCUAGAGUUGGUAUUGGAGGAUCUCAAGUCCCUGACAUCAGCUGUACUCAAGGAGGAGGCUUCUGACUCGGACGACUGAAAUCCAACAAAGUACUAAAGCAUUAUCUGUGAUAUAUACAACAUUGUAAGAAAUUUCAGUUGUACUGAAACCAUGGGACAAGAAUGCCCUUAGCACUGAAAGAUUUGUACUAGAACACCAGUGCUUGUAUCUCCAGCUGUGUUACCAGAACACCAGUGCUUGUAUCUCCAGCUGUGUUACCAGAACACCAGUGCUUGUAGCUGUGUACUUGUAUCUCCAGCUGUGUUACCAGAACACCAGUGCUUGUAGCUG
Molecule: messenger RNA, 2477 nt
Organism: Ylistrum balloti
Lineage: Eukaryota; Metazoa; Mollusca; Bivalvia; Pectinida; Pectinidae
Product: coiled-coil alpha-helical rod protein 1-like
Exons: 19
Coding region: 12-2225 (737 amino acids)
Biological process (GO): cell differentiation; protein export from nucleus
Cellular component (GO): centriole
Source: RefSeq, a predicted model, not a curated record